CAGAAAGUAGUAAUUGUUUCGCUUCUAAAGAAAAGCACAAAUCAGAAAGCCAACUCGCUGUCAAGCAUACUUGGAAUAUUUUUGCAUUCAACACAUGCACCGGAGAAAGUCAUCAAAACAAUGGUGAAGAUGGGUCUCUCGAUAUCUGUCGAUGCAAUUCAUGAUACAGUCCGUUCGCUGUCUGCAGAAUCAAGUCAUGCACUACAAUAUCUUGGACAAACACUUCUAGCAGCAUAUGCAUAUGAUAAUUUCGACAUCAACCUGAAGUCCACCGUUCCGACUGCAGAAAAAUCUACCAACAGUCUGAAACAUCUGACAUCAGGCUUACUGUUUCCUCUACAACAUGGAGUCACUCGUGAUGACCUAAAAUGUUCCUAUGAACUGUGGCAAAAAUCAUGA
Messenger RNA from Suillus fuscotomentosus, 399 nucleotides. RefSeq lists its product as uncharacterized. The record is from RefSeq and is a predicted model, not a curated record. Lineage: Eukaryota; Fungi; Basidiomycota; Agaricomycetes; Boletales; Suillaceae. The transcript has a single exon. The annotation marks the transcript as partial.